AUGAAGCAAAUCGAGGAAAAUGGAAAAGAACAAAUAAGAGUAUUGAGGGCGGAUGUCGAACUUCUUAAACGCGAGAAUGAAGAGCUAAAGAAGUCGCUAGAGCUAACUGGAAGUGGAAUUUACAGGGCAAUAGAUAAUUUGACUCAAUUCAUCAAUGAGAUUCAGCAGAGCCAGCAAAAGCAAGAGAAGAGACUGCAAGAGUUGGAGAAGCCAGGAAAGCCUUCGUCGCCAGAGAAGAAAUUAAAAGCAAGGUCACAGACGGUUGAUGUUGAGCCCGCAUAUAAUGAAGCAUGCGUAGACGAAUCCCAACCUGCGACGGAUCAACUGCCAGCAGUCACGAAAAUUGAAAGCGGAUCAGCUGACUCUUCUACUCUGAAAAAAGAGGCUCCAUCAACAGAAGAGGAAACUACAGCGGGUGACUCGACGGGAGAUCCGAAGCCGUCUCCUUCCACCAUCAGAAGAGAGGAGAAACGAAAACGAGAGAACCGCAAAGCAACGGUGUCAUAUCUGUCGCCCGAGGAUGUUGUAACAGCCCUUAAACCAGCUAAGGAAAGGCGAAAAAUGAGACUUCAGAGCUUCAGAAAAGCGCUGGAAAACAUAGACGAUGCGGCAAGAUCAACUUUUGGUGGAAAGAAGAAGAAUAAGCCAACAAUCGAAGAAAUAGAGGCCAAAAUAAAAGAUGUUGAGAAGAAAAUCACAGGAGAAGAACCAACUGCUGAUAAAAAUCAAGCUGAAAUCAAGGAAGAAUGCAAAGAGAACACGUCAGUGGAAGCAGAAAAACCAAAGAAUGACGGAAAAUUCGAACGAAUAAAAGCGAGAGAUACCGGCUUCGUCCCAGAGAAAGAAACAACCGAGCCUGAAAAAUUCUUCCCGAGAGUUGGUAGUCUUCGCUCGCUGAAAAGGCGAGAAGAGAUUAUUGAGAAACUAAGGAAAAAGAAAGAAGCCGAGGCGGAAGAAGAGCGAAGACGAUCAGCCCCAGCCCAAAUUAGUAGUCCUAUUCUGAGAACAGCCCCGGAGAAUACUCCAGCAAAUCUUGCUGACAAAUCAGAAGAAAAGCCAGUUACAAAGCCGCGGAGUCCUCGGCCGCAAGUGCCUCCUCCUGAAAAACCAGCUGAAUUGGCAGUUGCUUCUCCUUUGCCAAGUCCACCGCUCCCACCCGAGAAAAAAUCAAUCGACACUAUUCAGGGCCGAGUUCAAUGCUUACCAUCACGUGAGCAUAUUUGUGAACGCUACGUUCUUGCUAAAAAGACACAAAAACAAUCAAAAAUGAACUUUUUAAAGGAAGAACCUGAAGAAAUUGAAAUCGCUCCAGUUCCUAAAGCUCGAGCUUCCGCACCAGUAAUUCUAUCAAGAGAAUCGGCAGCAACUAAAACGAAGGAUAAAGAGAAAGAAGAAAAGCAAGAUGCAAAAGAAAGUGAACAAGAGAGACCAGAAGACAUCCACGUAGGAUUGACUCGACAUGACUACAAGACCUUGUCAAACACGCCGAAGAUGAAAGAAUUCGAAGUAAGCGAAAAGCCGAGUAAGAUCAUCAAACCGCAUGAUUACGAAAUGCCAGUUGCGGAAGUGGCCAAAGCUCGAACACCACCGUCUCCAACAAAAACUUCAAGCAAUAACUCUCCAUAUUCCGUCAAAGUUUUGCCCAAGAAAAGGAUUGGUAGAAUUUCCGCGUUUGACAGUAUUGAAGAAGAACCGAAGAGUGAGCCCCUCCCACCAAAACCUCCACGAACCCCAGAGCCAAAAAUAAUCAUCGAAGAUGACGAGCUUCCUGAAGCUUUUCGACGACCUGUUUUACGAGCAUCCAAGAACAAAUCCAAACCACCAAGGCCAAUGUCAGAAUCAGUCGAUUACAAUCCAGACCUGGUGGAAAAGCUGGAAGGACCUGCCCUCCAACGAGUUCUGUCACUCGGUCCUGGGGAACGAUUUAAACGAUCGAGUAUUCGGCGUAAGAAAUUCUUCAUGGGCGAGACGCGCCCGACCACGAUUUCUAUUGGCCUCCGAGCCCUCUACCACCAGCUAGAAGAACCUCACAACAGAAAAGCUACCAUGCCAGAAUUUACAGACGAUCAAGAGAUACAACAAAACUUCAACCAUGAAGAAGAUUCCUUCAUUGAUUUCGGGCCUUUCGAAGAAGACCCCGAAACCUUUGAAUACAAUGAAAUCGGAAUCGAUCAACCAACUAAUGUGACGGAAGAAUUCGUUCUCGUUCUAUCUGACCUCGCCGGCUCUUCCCCUUCCAACAACGAAAUUACAAUCCCCAUUGAACAGCCAAGACCUCAAUCUGUCGGAUCAUACGAAAUCUACCACAAUCGGACGGAAAGAACUCACCAAGUUAUCCGCCCAAGAUCAUCAACCAUCAACGAAUUUUCGCCUUAUCCCUCGGUCAAUGACAACAGCUCCAGAAAACAACGAAGAGGAGGAAAUCAGUCCCCCGGAGUUUAUAAUGGUCGUAGAAUGACAUACGCAGAACUGAUUGUCGAAGCAAUCAAAUCUUCAAAGGAUUCUAGGAUGACACUUCGUCAGAUUUACCACUGGAUGAGCCGAAAUGUCCGAGAAUUCGGUCCUAACGGUGGUCCGGGCUGUCCCAGUACUAACUCGUGGAAAAACUCCAUCCGUCACAAUCUAUCACUUCACGAAAUGUUCAAGCGCGUUCCGAACCACACUCGAGGAGAAAGUGCUUUCUGGGUUAUUGAUACGACUCCAUCAAACAAUAACGAUAUUUAUUAUAAACAAGAUAAUAACCAAACAUGGCCUCAUGUUCGACCAGAACUCUUUCGACCCUCUCUUACCUGCCCUCCAAAUGUACGACUUGAAGCAAACUAUCAAGUUCCAAACUUCGACAAAAUCCGACAAUCCGCAACAAACUCGUUCUGCCAAGAUUUGAUCAUUUGCGAAAAAUUCCCUGAGCUUGCUCGAAUCAUCUUUCCAAAGAAAGAGCCAAAAGUCGAACCAAUUAUUCGCCUCCCUUCGAUCUCUUUGGACAAUAUUCCAGAUAGCCACAGUGAUAACGAGCUCUUUUCCGCAAUGUUCUCAAAACCACCUUCUGAAAAUGAUUUUUCAUCCUGCGCCAGUCCUUCUAACUCAGAAAUCUUUGAUAGUCCCCAUCCCUCCCCUUCCACUGCUGACGAAGGUUUCGAUAGCAUUUCAACCUUGGAUAACUUUGAGCUCGACGACAUUUGCAUGGAGAGCGAUGUCAAUACAAUUUUCAACAUGUAA
Messenger RNA from Oikopleura dioica, 3216 nucleotides. Lineage: Eukaryota; Metazoa; Chordata; Appendicularia; Copelata; Oikopleuridae. The record is from the annotation of a GenBank genome assembly.